CAGAGUUUUAUUCGAUCUUGCGUAUGUAUGAAACGAUUGAUUAUACAAAUUGGGCUCUUUUUAAUUCUAAAUUUUGUUAUGUAUUAUUAAAAUGUUUGGGUCGGCAGCCUCCCCCUAUUCACUUUUUGGCCUCUCUUUUUCCAUAGCUUUUUGUCUCUCUCUCUUUUUAUAUAUAACCUUACCCUUAAAGCCCUUCCCACACAACAUUUGCAUUCUCUCUCCCUCUCUCUCGUUUGUUCUUUUGGAGUCUCAUAGUCUCUCUUCUUCCCCGUCCUCCAUAUAUUAUCACUUGAUCGAUCCCUCCGGUUUCCUUGUUCGUUGGGAGACGAUCGGUCUUGUUAAUCUCCUAAUAACAAGACCGGUCGUUUUGGUUACACAUAUAUAUAUAGCUAUAUAUACAAAGCAUAUAUAUGGCUCCGGUUUCGUUGCCACCCGGUUUCCGAUUCCAUCCGACGGACGAGGAACUGAUCACUUACUAUCUCAAGAGAAAGAUCAACGGUCGAGAGAUCGAAUUGGAGAUCAUCCCCGAAGUCGAUCUCUACAAGUGCGAGCCUUGGGACUUACCAGGGAAGACAUUGCUUCCAAGCAAAGAUCAAGAAUGGUACUUCUUCAGUCCGAGGGACAGGAAAUACCCAAACGGUUCAAGAACGAACCGAGCAACGAAAGGCGGUUAUUGGAAGGCGACGGGUAAAGACAGGAGAGUGAGUUGGAGAGACCGAGCCAUCGGUACGAAAAAGACGUUGGUUUACUACCGAGGACGAGCACCUCACGGUAUCAGAACCGGUUGGGUCAUGCACGAAUAUCGCCUCGACGAGACCGAAUGUGAACAUCCGGCUUCAGGAUUGCAGGAUGCGUAUGCACUUUGUCGUGUGUUCAAGAAAGCGUUGAUCGAGGGGAAGCCGAGGGAACUGAAUUCUUACGUGCAUAAAAGCCCGAUGAGCGGAAUUUGUUCGUCGAAUCUCGAGGUUUGUUCCGAUCUCGAGAGUUCCACGCAUCAAAUUCAGCCGUACCGCACGGGCCAAGGCCAAUUCUGCGACGAACGUUUCAAUCCAGUCGACGUCGGUGGAGUCCGAGAUGAAGAUUGGGCACGAUACUUAUCAAAUGACAUGUUUGCUUUUCCAAACUAUGGAUCUUCUCAUGCACCAUCAUAUCCUCCUCCGUCCAAGAAGGUUAACACGGAGUUAGAAUGUGCAAUGUUGCGACAUCAAACGUCUCUGCCGCCGUUACGGAUAGAAAACUCUCCUCAAGAAAACGAUUAUUUCAAAACGAAUCAAAACAAUAACGGCUUCGAGGACUUUACUUUCGCCGCAAGUAAUUCCAAUCUCUAUAACAACGAUCCGUUCAUACCCGUUGGAAAUCUAGAUCACAGUUCGGGGUGGAUGAGAAUGCCAAACAAUGAUUUUAACCAGGGUUUCAUCGUAGAACAUAACAUUGUGCCAGAUUUCGAUGAUAAUAAGGAACGAGAUCUUGAAUUCGGUGGUGAAUCUCGUAAUAACACCGUAAACAACAUUGAAAUCGACGAUUAUCUUUCGUUCGAAAUCUACAACGAGGACCGGGUAGGGGAGGCGGACGAGGAGGGCAUCAAUACAGACGAGACCCUAAACUCUUCGGGCUUCCGAGUGGUCGAGGAAAUCAGGGUUAGCCAUGGAAUGUUCAUCGCCACACGACAAGAGAGCGAGACUGUGUUUCACCAAAUCGUUCCUUCGGAGACGUUGAAAGUUCAGAUCAAUCCUUUCGACGAUUAUUUGGAAGAGAUGACUUCGUUCGGAGAUGGCUCGGAAUCUUUCCUCGACAAGAUUAAGACAAAGCUGACCGAGAUUAACUUGAUCGCCCAUCAAUAUUACAAGACCAUUAGGGUAUUUUUCUGACAUCCCUUCUGCAAAAGAAGGGGGAAUAUAUAUAAAUGAUAUAUAUAUAUAUAU
Messenger RNA from Tarenaya hassleriana, 1922 nucleotides. RefSeq names its product NAC domain-containing protein 45. Gene Ontology annotation, molecular function: DNA binding. Bases 411 to 1868 code for a protein of 485 amino acids. Lineage: Eukaryota; Viridiplantae; Streptophyta; Magnoliopsida; Brassicales; Cleomaceae. The transcript has 6 exons. Gene Ontology annotation, biological process: regulation of DNA-templated transcription. The record is from RefSeq and is a predicted model, not a curated record.